GCCUGAGGCAGAGUGGGGGCAAGGUUUGAGUAAACAUGUUGAUCAGACCACACCUUCUUAUGGUAUGGGGGCAUAUCAGAUGUAUCUAUCUUGACGUACAGUUCCCUGGCAUUUGUCUUCUAUCUUGUUAGGAUUUCACACUUGAGGUGAAAUAAAGCUGUUAAACCAUGAGCUUCUCUCAGGAAAAAAAAGAUGGCAACCCCAGCACUGUAUCAGUGCAAUUCCCCUCUCAGGUUUAGUUUAGCCUUCUUUUCUUCAGCUUCUUGCUUUCUCCCCUUGACCUCUCAGGUCUCUGUCUCUCCUGCUUCUCCGUCCAUUAGAUCCAUGCUUCCUAGCCCACUGUGUUUUGUUUGGCCACUCUGUCUGUUUAUCUCCUCCACCCUGCAAGAGCUUACAGCCCCUCCUGUCCUUUGCUCUGCAUAAAAUGUUCCUCACAGCCAAACUUUCAUUUCCCUCACAGAAGCUGCACUGUUUGCCAGUAUUCUGUUGCUGACACCAGUGCCCUGAGAAGCUUGAAUGUUUUUGAACAUUCUCUGGCAUCAUGCCGAUGAUCCCACCUACCUAUCUGUCAGGCUUGAGAUGUCAGGUUACAUCCUACUUGCUGCCCUUUCACCAAUCAACAACUGAAGCAUGUGAUCAGGAGCAUCAUGGAGGGUGCAGAUUACCAGUUGCCUUCUGCCAACUCAGCCAGUGUGGCCCUCCCUUCUCCCUCCUCCUCCUCCUCCUGCGAUGGAGCUGACACCCUGGCUUUCAAUGGAGAGCUGGACCUGCAACGCUACUCCAAUGGGCCGGGGGGACCAGGGGGUGAGGCACGCCCUUACCCUUGUCCCAUCUGUGGCAAGCGCUUUCGCUUCAACAGCAUCCUGGCUCUUCACACACGCAUCCACACCAGCUCCUACCCUCUCACCUGCCCCUACUGUGGCCAUCGGGCGGGGCAGCGUGCCAGCCUGCGCCUUCACCUGCGCUCCCAUUGUCCCGAGGCCUGUGCCCGCCUCAGCCACCAGAGCCGCCUGCUUCUUGAGUUGGAGGAGCGGGCACUUCUGCGGGGACAAGAGGAGGAGGAGGAGGAGGAGGAGGAAGAACAAGUUGCUCCAGUUCCACCUCCACCCCUGCCCACCUUCCGCUGCCCUUUUUGCAAGGGCAAGUUCCGCACAGCAGGUGAGCGAGAGCGCCACCUCCGCAUCCUUCAUCAGCCGUACAAGUGUGGACAGUGCUCCUUUGCUGCCACCCAGGAGGUAGAACUGCAGUGGCACAACCAACAAGCUCAUGGCCUUCCUACUGCUAAGCCGCCUACCCCUCCCGCCCCUGUCCCCACUGCAGCAGUCCCACCCACUCCACCUGCUUCCACCCCUGCUGCUCCCUCUGCUGCCACACCUACUGAGUUCCGUUGCCAGGUUUGUGGCCAAGCUUUCACCCAGUCCUGGUUCCUCAAGGGCCAUAUGCGGAAGCACAAAGACUCCUUCGACCACAAGUGCCAGGUGUGUGGGCGUGGCUUCAAGGAGCCUUGGUUCCUCAAAAACCACAUGAAGGUUCAUCUCAGCAAGCUUGGCCUCCAGAGUGAACAAAGAGGCCCGGGGCCAGGCCGGUCAGCCCAAAGCUUACUUGUAGGCUGUGAGGCCCUCUAUCCUUCACUGCUCUCUCCUCGGCCCACAGACAAGGCCAGCACAGGCAAUUUCUUGGGCUACGGCGAUGCCAGCUGUGCCGAGCGACUGCAGGCUACAGCUCGGGCAGUGGAAAGCAGCCAGCAGUGGAGGGAGCGUCCUUAUGCGGGAAGUUCCAAGCUGGUGAGAGAGGACCCAGGAGGGACCUACCGCUGCCCGGACUGCACCCGGACCUUUGGCACAUUCCAGCAAAUGGCCUUGCACCGACAAAGCCACCUGUCCCGAGAGAGGGAGUGGACCAAGGGGCAGUCACUGGGCUCUCACCUUCUCACAGGACACUGGCUCCCCACAAAUGUCAGAGCCUCCACUGCAGCCAGCACCAGCCUGUCUCUGCUGACCCAGGAGGAAAAGGAUUUGCAGGGGCAGUCGCGACUGGACGGCUCCCGACGGGGGACUGGGAAAGAUUGUCCGUUCUGUGGGAAAUCCUUCAGAUCCUCCCACCAUCUCAAGGUGCACCUCCGUGUCCACACAGGUGAGCGCCCGUACAAAUGCCCUCACUGUGACUAUGCUGGCACACAGUCUGGUUCCCUCAAGUACCACUUGCAGCGCCAUCACCGGGAGCAAAAGAGUGCUGCUGCCGCCGCUGCAGCAGCAGCAGCAGCAGCAGCAGGAACCUUAGAACGGUGCCACAUACCCCUUGCUCCCACUGCGGUCCCUGCCUUUCCCACUACACAGCUUGCCAAGAGUCAUGGGCCUUUCCUAUCUCUGGGAGGCUUGGGUCCAGCUCGAUCCCGUUCAUCCCGCCGUAAGCCGCUGCUCAAUGGAAAGGCCGACUUCCAGCCCUUGGACCUGUCACUGCGCCCGGCCCUGGCAGGAGGAGCCCUCCACCGCUGCCAAUUCUGUCCCUUUGCCACCUCGGCUCCCGAGCUCAUGGAAUUACAUCUUCAAGUCCACCACAGCCGGAAAGCCCGUACCCGCCGCUGCUCUCAUACUGCCCCUAAACCCCGGGUGGUAGUGGAGGAAGAGUUGUCUGAACCCCAGAGCCCCCAGCUGAAACCACCUGAGUCUCUAAGCCCAAAGGGGGAGAUGACCAAACCGCACAACCUCUGGCAUUCAGAAGACCAGGGAGAACUUCCCAGGCUCGAGUUGCCCAGAAGGAAGCAGAUCCUCAAUCGAGCAAUAGUUGCCAGUCUCUCUCCUGGAGCUGCACCAGCUAAGCAAGAUUGGGAGAGCCUGUCGCAAGACUCUGAGGAGCCAAGACCUGAAGAGGAAUUGCUUGGCCCCAAGGUCCAAAAGGGGCCACACCAGGAGACAUCUAAGACAGGCCAAGGCCUCAUGGAAUUGCAGUUGGAGCCAGUGCAAGCUUGAUUACAUCUACUCUGCAUAUAUAAAUCAGUUUUGAACCUGUUUAACUGUCACGGCAACUCCCAAACACCCUGGGAACUGUAGCUCAUUUCUAUUAAGUGGCACUCUGUAAUAAAGAAUUCUCAACCACCCUAUAAAUUUACAAUUCCCAGAGUUCACAGGGAGGGUCUUCGAUAGCCCAUAGCUUAGUGGUAGAGCCCAUGGUUUGCAUGUAUGAAGGUCCCAGGUUCAGUCCUUUAUAUCUCUAGCCAAAAGAGGUAGGGCUCAGAAAGGCCCUACCUGAGACCUUGAAUGGACACUGCAAGUCAAAGCAGAAAACACGUGGCUCAAUGGACCAAUGGUCCAGCGCAAUAAAAGACAGCUUCAUAAGACAGUUAAACCAGUUUCAGACCUGUUUACAUUUGUAGUAUAGAUGUGCAGAGACUGGAAGAGGCAGUAAGAUGCCACCCCACAAUCAACAGGGUCGUUCACUCAACUAUGAGGUGUCAAGGUAGAAGGUUGGGUUGCCAACUUUUUUUUUGAAACAGGUCUUUCUGUCUUUAACAGCAAUAAGACUGGCAGAAAUUCAAGAGGCGCAGACAUUCUCUGUCAUGCAGCUGUUUACAGUACAGAAGCCCCAUCUGGAAAAGUGCCAACUCUCGGAUGUAGACGGGAGAAGCUGUGAUAUGGUUGGGGUGUGGAAUUGGUUUAAGGGGCAGCGAUGCUGUAAAAGUCUUAGUCAAAACAGGGUUUUGGGGUGAGGUGCAUGGAAUCUGUUUGAUUCCAACACCUUGUUCUCUCCUCAGUUCUGGGCUUGAUGCUGCUUCUUUUGAUGCCGCUGUCUGAGGAAUUGGGCCCUUUCAGGACCUCAGGGCACAAAUAUAGGGUUGAUAGGCCCCAUAUGGCACAAGACGCCUGAUAUAUACCAUGAAUGGUUUUGUAAAAGGGGAGCAUUUGUGCCAGUGCAGCUUUUCCCCCUCCAUGAUGCUGCUGUGGUGGGGGAAGCUGACUGUCAAGAUUCUCCUUUUAAUGACACAGGAGCCCUGUCUCCAUCAGGCCUGUUUAUCCUGUUCAGAGCUUGGAAAAGUUACUUUUUUAAACUACAACUCCCAUCAGCCCCAGCCAGCAUGGCCACUGGAUUGGGCUGAUGGGAGUUGUAGUUCAAAAAAGUAACUUUUCCAAGCUCUGAUCCUGUUAAGCGCCACAGAGGCAGGGCAGGCUGCACCAACCUCUCUUUUCCUGAGGGGACUCAAGUACCUGUGAUUUGGCCUCAUCUCCAUAGCAUCAAGGUGCCACAGUCUCGUGUGCGUAGCAAGUGACCCAGUGCCAGCAAGUUAUCUCCGUAGUGACCCAGCGACAGAGCUUUGUUUCUGUAGUGAACUGGCAUGUCAGGGAGCUUGACAACUUCUAGAGUUUUCUAUUUUUUUAUUGUUUUCUUGUAGAAAAUUUGAAACUGGAAAUAAAAAUUAAAAUGAGAAAUGACUAAUGCUUGUGUGUGUGAGAGAGUGUGUGCACGCGACUUGAUCAGUGUCCUCAACGCAAUCCCUAUCAACAGAUUGCCCUCCAGUAGGUUUGUAGCUGCUGCUUCAAGCUCCCUGUUUGAAAAAUGGCCCCAGAACAAUUACAGUAUUACCAUAAGUUGACUGUUCUUGAAAUAGUGCAGAAAUAUGUUGAGGAGUAACUAAUUUUUACCAGAUUUUCUGUUUUUUUAAUAUCUGAGGACUGACAACUAAUUUCUGAAAUGAUACAUGCCUGGAUUUCAGCUCAUCUAAAUUAAACAAUCUCACAG
Messenger RNA from Rhineura floridana, 4734 nucleotides. RefSeq names its product zinc finger protein 219 (gene ZNF219). Bases 648 to 2969 code for a protein of 773 amino acids. Gene Ontology annotation, molecular function: DNA-binding transcription factor activity, RNA polymerase II-specific; RNA polymerase II cis-regulatory region sequence-specific DNA binding. Gene Ontology annotation, cellular component: nucleus. NCBI's taxonomy places the organism in Eukaryota, Metazoa, Chordata, Lepidosauria, Squamata, Rhineuridae. The record is from RefSeq and is a predicted model, not a curated record. The transcript is spliced from 5 exons. Gene Ontology annotation, biological process: regulation of DNA-templated transcription.